UUGUAUUUGCUUUAUAUUAAUUCAAUUGAGAAACAUCAGUAGGAUGAUUAAAAAAGUAAUACAAUUGAUAAUUGCUCUAACAUGGAUGACAACUAGUGUACACAGUUGUUCAUGUGGUGGGCAGCACCCUCAAGAUGCAUUUUGCUCAGCUGAUUAUGUAUUCUAUGGCAAAGUUAUCAAGUAUGAUCUUAUACCAGGUCCACCAGAUGAUUUCGCCAAUAAUUUUGCGACUUGGAAUUAUACAUUUAAAAUUAUUUUCAAAAUGAAGGGAAUCACUGAAAGAGUUGGACAAGAUAUUGCUGUAGAUACAGCAGGAAAUGAGGGGAUCUGUGGUGUACGCUUUACUGUCGGAAAGUCUUAUAUCGUAAUGGGAAGAACAAGAUCCGAUGGAAUGAAAGAGACUGAUUCCUGCAGAUUUAUAAGUCAACUCAACAGUCUGUCACCAUAUCAAUCGUUUUACCUGUUUACAAGAGGUUCUUAUUCGUACAAUAGAAACUGUAGAAGGAGAUGCAAAAUUGGUCCAAAGUCAAAAGGAUGCAGAUAUCAGCAGGAAAACGCAGAUUUUACGACUACCAAAUGCCUUGCUAACAAAGCGCUUUGUCAAAGAGAAAGACGGCGGUGCCGCUGGGUUAAUAACGAAACCUGUAACCCUAUUUAUGUCAUCACGCGGACUAUUCAAAUACAAUCUGUCCGUGACAAUCCAUAACUUUUUUCUUGCAAACGUUUUAAUGACAAGGAAAUACAAAUUGAUUUUGAGUUCCUAAAAUAGAUCUUCCAUUGAAAAUUAAAUGAAAACGUUUCUGGAUAAUAACUUUCUUUGUCUUAGUAUAAUUUGAUUAUGUUCAUAUUUACUUUAUAUAUGGUUACAAGGUUAAACUAGGAUAAUUGGUUUUGAAUUCAAAAUGCAGGAAUCAAGGUUAAGAUUAAUAGAAAUAAUUUGUUCGCUAUGAAGCUUGCUUCCUAGCAAUAACUUAUAUCAUUAGGUUUACCUUGACAACAUUUGAUGACAUUUAUGGAUAUUUUACAUAUUGUUUUAGAGGAAAUGACCUAGAGCAUUGUUCUUUGUUUAGAUUUGAGGUAGUCAGAUUGUGUAAGUUUCUAUUACGAAGAAUAAAGAUAACAAGGAACCGCAAAAUUCAGCAGUCAUUCAGUAUAUACUCUGUCUUAAAUAGUUAUGCCAAUCAACAUGAACAAUAACUAAAGAACACUUCCAUUAAAUCAAAAGUUGUAAAUAAAAAAUAAUAUAAUGUUUGGGUUGAAUAAAGUAAAGGUUAGUAUCAAA
Mytilus californianus (California mussel) is the source of this 1282-nucleotide messenger RNA. RefSeq names its product metalloproteinase inhibitor 2-like. Gene Ontology annotation, cellular component: extracellular matrix. Gene Ontology annotation, molecular function: protease binding; metalloendopeptidase inhibitor activity. Lineage: Eukaryota; Metazoa; Mollusca; Bivalvia; Mytilida; Mytilidae. Gene Ontology annotation, biological process: negative regulation of endopeptidase activity; negative regulation of membrane protein ectodomain proteolysis. The transcript is spliced from 5 exons. The coding region runs from base 44 to 706 and encodes 220 amino acids. The record is from RefSeq and is a predicted model, not a curated record.